GCUCCCUCACUGCUAGUGUCACUGUAUACAUCAACGUGCCUUACUCACGGCUCCUUAGGACAUCAACAUGAGGAGGUACGAUGGAUCGCACGGGUUGGGCCAGAUGACGUCCUUUAAGACUGCAGCCUCAUUGUGGCUUAUCAUGAUCUGCUUGGUGGCUGCUGAGAGAGACACUGUCCUGCUACAGCCAGACUCAUCGAAGGAGACGAGUCGACAGUUGCCAGUGACCAAGCGAUCGCUUGAACCCACUGUGUCCAGUGAUGAUCCUGUCAACUUCACGUAUCGUGCCGGCUCCAUUGCAAUAUUUGACUGUGUUAUGAACGUGCUUCCACAUAACAUUGUAUCCUGGGUGUACCGGAGUCCGCAGUCAGACCAAUCCAAAACUCGUACACUAACAUUCAAAAAAUUAUCUUUGAGUCAUGACAGCAGAAUUACCUUGAGCUUCCAGCAUCCAAACAACUUCCGUCUGAGGAUUGCCUCUGUCACCCACAGAGACGAAGGCCUCUACCAAUGUAUGGUGUCCAAUACUGAAGUAUUCAUUAAGACAAAACAGAUUUUUCUUAAAGUAACUGGUCAACCGAAACGAAGGAUAUGUGAGACGGAAGCGUGUAAGGAAACUGCGGCGAGAAUCCUGAGCUAUAUGGAUCCUUCUGUCAGGCCCUGUGAUGACUUCUACAAAUUUGCUUGCGGGAAAUUUAUAAAAUCUGCAGAAAUACGUGAUACUCAGGUUGAUAACUCUUCAUUUACGCAAGUUCAAAUUAUAUUGGACGAUCAGUUAACAAGUUUACUUUCCGAAGAGUCAAGACCAGACGAACCUAUCCCAUAUCGGACAAUGAAACAUCUGUAUUCUCUUUGUAUGGAUGAAGAAAAGAUAAAUGCCAGAGGCGUGGACCACGCUAUCUCCAGACUGAAGGAUGCUGGAGGUUGGCCAGUUCUGGGCAACUGGAACAAGUUCAGUUGGAACUUACUGGAAACCGAAAUUCGAUUGAUAAACCUUACUAUUGGGGGUUACAGUCUCUUCAAAGUAAGCAUUGGUGCACAUCCUAAGAACACCAGUAGAAUGGUCAUAACGGUAGUCCAAGUAUAUUUAGAUCAGCCUCGAUGGGCUUUAGUCGAGGGAGUAGGGCACCCCGUAGUGGAAUCUUACUACUGGUAUAUGGUGUACAUAGCAGUGAUGUACGGGGCAGAUAGGCAAUUAGCAGAAAUUCAACUCUACGAGAGCUUGCUGUUCGAGAUUGAGCUGGCAAGGAUAACAGAGUCGGAUGAAGAGAACCGUGACAUUGACCGCUUUUAUAACCCAUACAGACUGGAGGAUCUGAUGUCGGAGUUUGGAUGGAUCAACUGGAAAGUACUUAUAGAAGACACGCUACAUACGUCUGUCAGGAAGGACGAUAUGAUUUUCGUCAGGGAACUUGAGUUCCUUAAAAAGCUUGAAGUGCUCUUAAAAAAGACUUCUCAUGAAGUCCUAGCCAACUACAUGAUGUGGAAAGCAGCCAGUAAUAUGGUGAUUAGACUGACCAGUGAGAUGUUAGAUAUAAGGAUGAAACAUCUGGCUUACAAAGUACAAUGCCCGAACUCGGAUGUACCCCGAUGGAUGUUCUGUAUGGGAAUCGUCACCUCCAGUCCGCUUUCAGCAGCUCUCUCUUCACUCUAUGUCAAAAGAUACUUCAAUGACACUACUAAAACUGCAGCUCUGAAUAUAACCAAAAUGAUAUUUGAAGAGAUGUCCCGUAGGAUUCAAGAAUUAGACUGGAUGGAAGCAGGAACAAGACAACAAGCCGAGUACAAGUUAUCUCGAAUGGGUCAACAUAUUGGAUAUCCUGAUGAGUUUAUGAAUAAAAACAGUAUUGAAGACUUCUACAAAGGUCUCAAAAUCAAUAAAAACAAUUUUUUUGAGGCAAUGGGCGAUCUGACUAGUUGGUUCAACAACUACAAAUUCUCCAAACUACGAAAGGAAGUUAACAGGACGGAUUGGAGGUCCCAUGGAAAUGUGAUUGAGGUCAACGCCUUCUAUAGUGGCGAAGAGAAUUCAAUGAUAAUCCCUGCUGGAAUUCUCCAACAGCCGUUUAUCAGCACCCAUGUACCACAGUAUGUGAAUUACGCCAGGAUAGGGUCGAUCAUCGGUCACGAAAUCACUCAUGGUUUUGAUGAUCAGGGGGCUCAAUUUGACUUCCAAGGAAACUUUAUUGAUUGGUGGGAUAAGAAGAGCAAGGAAAAUUUCGUGAAGAAAAUUCAAUGCAUUAUAAAUCAACAUAAUAGAUUGGGGAUCAACGGCAUUUUGACACAGGGAGAAAACUUAGCAAAUAUUAAUGGAUUCAAACUAGCUUACCGUGCGUACAAGCGAAUAGCAGAUGAGUUAAUCGAACCGGAAUCAGCGUUGCCUUACUUGGAACAUUACGAUAGUGACCAGAUGUUCAUGAUCAGUAUGGCCAAUGUUUGGUGCAAGCGUGACCGAGUCAGCAUGAGACAAACAGGUGAACAUCCUUCAGAGGAGAUUCGAAUCAACGGAGUUCUGAUGAACUUUCCGGAGUUUAGUAAGGCGUUUCAGUGUGGACCAGGAGAUCCUAUGAAUCCGGAGGAGAAGUGUGAUGUUUGGUGAUACCGUUUAAAUAUUAUAUUUAAUCUUGUACAAAUAAUAUACGUACACGUUAUUGAUGGUUAAGUAUUUAUUUAGACAGCGAAAUAGUUUGAUAAAUUUGCUCUAAUAUGCUUUGCACUAACAACAUUUAUUGUAUUCGUAUUACACUGAGGAAAAAACUACCGAUAGAAAAUUUAUUUUAGAAGAAAUACCUGUCUAAUUACAGUGAUGAGGUAGAAUAUAUUUUAUCAUUCAUUACACCUAUAUUAUUUUGGUAUUUCCAACAUAUGUGAACUAUUUAUUUGUUUCCUAUUUUACUGGAUUUAAAAUGUGCAAAUCCUAUUUUAGUAAUGGUUAUUCUUCAUGUAAUAUUACCUGACGUGUUGUCAGGAACCCACUGAUAAAAUUUAUU
This is a messenger RNA of Homalodisca vitripennis (glassy-winged sharpshooter), 2990 nucleotides long. RefSeq names its product neprilysin-2-like. The transcript has 17 exons. Lineage: Eukaryota; Metazoa; Arthropoda; Insecta; Hemiptera; Cicadellidae. Gene Ontology annotation, cellular component: plasma membrane. Gene Ontology annotation, biological process: protein processing. The record is from RefSeq and is a predicted model, not a curated record. Bases 68 to 2599 code for a protein of 843 amino acids. Gene Ontology annotation, molecular function: metalloendopeptidase activity.